Molecule: messenger RNA, 1662 nt
Organism: Trichoderma gamsii
Lineage: Eukaryota; Fungi; Ascomycota; Sordariomycetes; Hypocreales; Hypocreaceae
Exons: 3
Coding region: 1-1662 (553 amino acids)
Source: RefSeq, a predicted model, not a curated record
AUGGGUCGACCGUGGCGCAUCAUUCCGACCCUCUGCCUCGCUGCGAGCGUCGUGUCAGUGAGGGGUCAAGGAAAUGCAGCAAAUGCCCAGGAUGAGCAGAAGCCAAUUGCAUCUUCAGAACACACUGCGAGUGAAAACCCGCUGACUCCUGAGUUUUCGGAGUUUGUUAUUGAGAGGUUGGAUAAAUGGAAGGUCCCUGGCGUUGCGGUAGCUGUGAUUGACGGGGACGAAGUCUACGCCGAGGGCUAUGGAUAUGCGACGCUGCCCGAUGUUCCGGCUACUCCAGAAACUCUGUGGUAUGGCGCCUCGACAACCAAGGCGCAAGUGGCUGCGGUCCUAUCCGCUUUGAUUCAUUCUGGCAACUAUUCAGCUUUGUCGCAAGGCUGGGAAACGCCUAUCUCGUCCAUAAUCCGCGACGAUUUCGUGCUGCAAGACGAGUGGGCGACGAAUCACAUCACCUUGAACGAUGCUGUCAGCCACCGAACAGGCAUGGCUCGUCACGAUCGUUCCUUUCACAGAGUUAUUGAUGGACAGGAGGUAACUCCGCGGGAUAUCGUCCGAAAUAUGAGAAACCUGCCACUUACUUACGAACCUCGCGUAAAGCCUUUGUAUUGCAACUUGAUGUUUGUGGUCCUCUCGCAUGUUGUCGAGACGAUCACGGGUAAGUGGCUUGGAGAAGUGCUCAAGGAGAAGCUAUGGGGGCCACUGGGCAUGAACUCGACCAAGUUUGACCUACAGGAAGCUCUAGAUGGGCCUGAGCACUUGGCCUCAGGCUACUACUGGGAUCUGGACGAAGAGAAGUAUAAUGAGGUUCCUCACAUGUCUGUGGUAGAAGUCAGCGGAGCAGGAGCAGCACUCUCCAAUGUUCUUGACUAUGCCAAGUGGGUGAAAAGCCUGCUCCACCAGUCCGGGCCUCUUUCUGAAGAUGUGCACAAGGACAUUAGAUCGCCCAGGACGCUCUGGGAUGCCAAUCCCGCGCCUGGAUAUGAUCUUAUGCUGUAUGGGCUGGGCUGGAUGAGGACUUUACACAAGGGUCAUGUGGUGUAUACCCAUAGUGGAGGUAUGCAUGCUUUUGCGUCCGAGGUAUAUUGGUUCCCAGAGGCCAUGUAUGGAGUGGUGGUGUUUGGGAAUACGGCAAUAAGCCAGCCUUUGGAAGAAACCAUUGCGUGGAAGCUCAUCGAUGAUAAGCUUGGAAUUCCCCAGAAAGAGCGUGCGGAUUACGGUGCCAAAUGGGACAAAGUGGUGAAAGAGAUGUCUUGGCAGUAUGCAAAUGCCGUGGACAUCCUUUACCCCGAGAGACAAGAUCCCGCAUCGCCCCCUACGUUGGCUGUGAGCGAGUUUGCGGGCACAUACUACGAUCCAGGAUACGGCAAUAUUACUCUUCGCGAAGAGCCUCACCCAGAUAAGCUGGGCGAAAGCAUCUUGGUCGCCCAUCGUCCAGAGACAACAUGGAACUAUUCAAUGCGCUUCAACCAUGUCACGAGCGACUAUUGGAUAGUGUAUCUACCUGCGUCGAUAUGGUCUGGCCUCAGAUUCGAGGAAUUUGUAGCAGCAGAAUUCAAGCUGGGGGCAGAUGGGAAAGCAUCUGGCGUUGAGAUUACAUGGGAGAAUCGGAUGGAUGCCAUGUACGAAGGCAAGUUGUUGUUCAAACGAGUCGCGUAG